GCAAUUUUAAACGUAAACUGUUUAAAUUCAGGAGGUUUAUUAUGAAAUAUUGAAAAGAAAAGCUACGAAAACAGCUGAAAACAACUAUCUUUUGGAUCCAGCAAAAGUUAAAUAAACAGCGUUCUUUGAAACAGUAAAGUAAAGUAAUUAUAAGUAAACAACUCAAAAUAUUUGAAACAAGUAUUAACUGUAACUAACUUGGUAAAAUGAAACCGCCAAUAAAAAUAGUAACUUUAUUAGUUUUGUAUGAACUGACAAUCUUAGUAUUAAGCGAAGCUGAUAAAGGAAAUGAGUUUUUUACUGCGGCAUCCGAUAUGGAGAUUCUUCUUAAAGUCGAGAAAAAGUUAGCAGAUAAAUUUCUAAAGUACUUUGAAGCAGAAGAAACGCGGCUUAAUGAAUUAGAAAGAAUUUUGACUCACGUGGAAAAAGAUUUACCACCAAGAACAUCUGAAUUUGAAAAUGAAAAGUGGAUUUCACAUGUUACCAACGCCCAUGGUUCUCUUGACAGAUUCACAAAAUUUUGGAAUAAUUUUGAUAACUAUACAAAAACUAGGACCACUAAAGACAACCUUUUAAGUUUGUUUGCCGACUUAGUUAAAUUAAAACCAGCUUACCCUACGAACGAAGAUUUGUUGGGGGCACUUGCUGCGCUAACAAGGCUUCAACAAACGUAUGCCAUAUCACCUUCAAACUUUGUUGACGGAAUUCGUCAACCUUCGCAUAAAUUAACACUGGAAGAAAUUUUCGAAAUUGGAUAUCUUUGUUUGCAAACGCAUGAUUACAUUCAUGGCCAUGCAUGGUUAAAAGAAGCUCUUUAUAGGUUUCCAGUGGAUGCAAAAAGUGUGGGUUUUGUUGAGAAAGCUAUGUUAUUAGAACAUCUUGCUUGGUGCGAAUAUUAUCUUGGAAAGCUCGAAGACGCCAUCAAACAUACGAGGGCUAUAUUAAAAUUUGAUCCGACCAACAAUAAUGCUCUCAUAAACAUUGAACUCUAUGAAAGAGAAUUUGAGUUAAGCAAAUCUGAUCCAACGAUACGGAAAAACUUUACCCAACCAAAACACCAUUGGGAAAAUCAUCACAACAAACUAUGCCAAGGGCGCGAAAAAAUGGCUCAGAAAGACUUAAAUAGACUAUUUUGUAAGUACGUUGCCCCCAAAGCGCAUUACAUAUUGAAACCUUUUAAAAUGGAAGUUUUGCAUCACGAUCCAUACAUUGAACUUUAUUAUGAACUAAUCACUGAUGAUGAAGCAAAGCAUAUAAUAAAAUUUGCAAAGCCUUUGCUACGAAGAGCAUUUGUUCACGAUAUGGUAACUGGAGAUUUAAUUUAUGCUGAUUACCGCGUUAGUAAAAACACAUGGAUAGCGGAAGAUAUGGACGUUAUAGCUGCAAAAAUAAUACGCAGAGUAGGAGAUGUUACUGGUCUUAAUAUGCGCUAUGCUGAACACUUGCAGGUAGCGAAUUACGGUAUUGCAGGUCAGUAUGAGCCUCACUUUGACCAUUCUACUGGGACAAGACCUAAACAUUUUGACCGGUGGGGUGGAAACAGAAUUGCUACGAUGCUUCUAUAUUUGUCUGAUGUGGAUUGGGGUGGUAGAACCGUUUUCACUAACACCGCUCCAGGUGUUGGUACUGACCCAAUUAAAGGUGCAGGAGUAUUUUGGUAUAACCUACUGAGAAAUGGAAAAAGUAACCCAAAAACUCAACACGCAGGUUGCCCUGUAGUAUUAGGCCAAAAAUGGGUCGCUAAUUUAUGGAUACACGAACAUGGUCAAGAGUUCAACAGACCCUGUACUUUGAAUCCAAACGAAUAAAAUGUUGUUGGUUUAUAAGUAUUGAGAAGACUGGUGACUAGGAUUAGAAAUAAAUGUAAAAUAAUAAAUAGUAUCCACAAUGUUUUAUAAGAACCAUAUGAAUAUAAAAGUUUAAUAAA
Molecule: messenger RNA, 1927 nt
Organism: Hydra vulgaris (swiftwater hydra)
Lineage: Eukaryota; Metazoa; Cnidaria; Hydrozoa; Anthoathecata; Hydridae
Product: prolyl 4-hydroxylase subunit alpha-1
Biological process (GO): peptidyl-proline hydroxylation to 4-hydroxy-L-proline
Cellular component (GO): endoplasmic reticulum
Molecular function (GO): L-ascorbic acid binding; procollagen-proline 4-dioxygenase activity; protein binding
Source: RefSeq, a predicted model, not a curated record